UGGGAGUAAGGUUGGACUUUGAAUUUGUACAAAAGGUUUGAAUAUCCUGACCUGCACUUUAUUGCUGUAUCCAGGUGGACUAUAUUCAGGGUCUUGCUUAGAGAGCCCAGUCAAAGUGCAGGGCUCUCUUCCAGCUAAUUUUAAUGGUGGAAUUCCCACCCUUUCCGGGAUAUUUCUAGACGCAGCACGGUGUGAAGCAGCCGGUGGAACUCUUUCUAGAGACAGCCGCGAGAGGGGAGCGGAGCCACCACCUGACCCGCGUGCCGCAUUUCUUCUUCACGUCUCGCCGCCGGCGGAAGAGCUGGAUGGAAUCUGCUACAAACCCUACCAGCCCCUCCCAUCUCUCAGAAAAAAAGGAUCGUCUUUUCUAUCUCAACGCGCGUGCGCCCGCAAGACGCCCUCCUGAAGCUUCAACUUCUAGUUGACGUAUUUGCGCGCGCAUCGCCUGCCUCCCCGACUCCCUCCCGCCCUCGCCCCAGUUUAGAAACAAGAGAGUGAAGGAAGAGAGUGGUGGAGCUAAAUGGCCUGUGGGCGAUUCGUCGCCCGCCUAGUUACUGGCGGCUGGACUGCGUCGCGCUCUUCCAGUGCGCACGCGCUGGUGCGUCAUCGCGUGAGCGCCCUCCGCCUUUCCGCCUUAUUUCUCUGCCGCGGGGAGGGAAAGAAGCAGCUGCGACAGGAGGGAAGGCUCGAGACCGAGGGGAGGAAAACGUGGAGCGCGCAUGCGCGGUGGACACUCUCCCCUUGGCGGCCGUCCGUGGAAGGAAGGUGGCAGCCACAGCAGCAAGACCAGCAGCAGGUCAGCGCUCGCUCGCGUGAGGCCCUCUUCCCUUCUCUCUCUCCGUUGGGCCAGGCGGGGCGCGCGUGGCCGCUUCCCUUCCUCUGCCUCCCCCUUCUCCUGUCAGCAGGGGGUCGCCGUCUCCUCCUCAGUGUGCGCGCGUGCUGGGCCUCCCCUUUCGCCUCAGCAGCAGCAGCAGCCACCUCCUUCGCCACCACCACCUUUUCCCGUCUCUCUGUCGCCGCCGCCGCCGCGAUGCCGGAGAAGCGGCCCUUCGAGCGGCUCCCGGCUGAGGUGCGCCCCAUCAACUAUGGGCUGUGCCUCAAGCCCGACCUUAUCGACUUCACCUUCGAGGGAAAGCUUGAGGCCGCCGUGGAGGUGAGGCACGCAACCAAUCAGAUUGUGAUGAAUUGUGCUGACAUUGACAUUAUUACAGCUUCCUAUGCACCAGAGGGAGAUGAAGUGUUUCAGAUGCAUAUUUCACCUUUGAACCACAUUUUAGAAUAUAUUUGGGAGGAAAAUAGCUGGAACAACUUGGAGCAAAGAAAGGAAAUCCAUGCCACAGGAUUCAACUACCAAAAUGAAGAUGAGAAAGUGACUCUCUCUUUUCCUAGCACACUUCAAAAAGGGAUGGGGACAUUAAAGAUAGAUUUUGUUGGAGAACUGAAUGAUAAAAUGAAAGGCUUCUAUCGAAGUAAAUACACCACCCCUUCCGGAGAAACUCGCUUUGCUGCUGUUACCCAGUUUGAGGCAACUGAUGCUCGCAGAGCCUUUCCAUGCUGGGAUGAGCCAGCCAUCAAGGCAACUUUUGAUAUCUCAUUGGUGGUUCCUAAAGAUAGAGUGGCUUUGUCAAAUAUGAAUGUCACUGACAGGAGGCCCUACCCUGACGACGAAAACCUGGUGGAGGUGAAGUUUGCCCGCACCCCUGUGAUGUCAACGUAUCUUGUUGCUUUUGUGGUGGGAGAAUAUGACUUCGUUGAGACCAGGUCUACUGAUGGUGUAUUAGUCCGUGUUUACACUCCUGUUGGCAAAGCAGAACAAGGAAAAUUUGCGUUAGAGGUUGCUGCUAAAACCCUGCCUUUUUAUAAGGACUACUUCAAUGUUCCCUACCCUCUCCCUAAAAUUGAUCUCAUAGCUAUUGCAGACUUUGCAGCUGGUGCCAUGGAGAACUGGGGCCUUGUUACUUAUAGGGAAACUGCACUGCUGAUUGACCCCAAGAAUUCCUGUUCCUCCUCCCGCCAGUGGGUGGCUCUUGUCGUAGGCCAUGAGCUUGCUCACCAGUGGUUUGGAAACCUUGUGACUAUGGAGUGGUGGACCCAUCUGUGGCUAAAUGAGGGUUUUGCAUCUUGGAUUGAGUACCUCUGUGUAGACCAUUGUUUUCCAGAAUAUGAUAUCUGGACCCAGUUUGUUUCUGCCGAUUACACACGAGCUCAGGAGCUUGAUGCCUUAGACAACAGUCAUCCCAUUGAAGUCAAUGUGGGCCAUCCUUCUGAAGUAGAUGAAAUAUUUGAUGCAAUUUCUUAUAGCAAGGGUGCAUCAGUAAUUCGAAUGCUACAUGACUACAUUGGAGAUGAGGACUUCCGGAAAGGAAUGCACCUGUAUCUUACCAAGUUCCAACAUAAGAAUGCAGCUACAGAGGACCUUUGGGAAAGCCUAGAAAAUGCCAGUGGUAAACCUAUUGCUGCUGUGAUGAAUACGUGGACCAAGCAAAUGGGGUUUCCACUUGUUUAUGUGGAGGCGGAGCAGCAAGAAGAUGACAAAGUGUUGAAGCUAGUCCAGAAGAAAUUCUGUGCCAGCGGACCAUAUAGUGGGGAGGAUUACCCUCUGUGGAUGAUUCCUAUCAGCAUCUGCACAAGUGAAGAUCCAACUCAAGCUAAGAUGCAAGUGUUGAUGGACAAACCUGAACUGUCUUUGGUGUUGAAAGACGUUAAACCAGAGCAGUGGGUGAAGAUAAACCUGGGAACGGUAGGGUUUUACCGUACACAGUACAGUUCCGACAUGCUGGAGAGCUUACUCCCAGCCAUCCGUGAUCUCUCCUUACCCCCGGUGGACAGGUUGGGGCUGCAGAACGAUCUCUUUUCUUUGGCCCGUGCUGGAAUUAUUAGCACUGUAGAGGUUCUAAAAGUCAUGGAAGCAUUUGUGAAUGAGCCCAACUAUACCGUGUGGAGCGACCUGAGCUGUAACCUGGGGAUUCUCUCGACUCUCUUGUCCCACACAGACUUCUAUGAGGAAAUCCAGGCGUUCGUCCGUGAUAUCUUUUCACCCAUAGGAGAGAAGUUGGGCUGGGAUCCCAAACCUGGCGAGGGCCAUCUAGAUGCGCUUUUGAGGGGCUUAGUUCUGGGCAAGCUAGGAAAAGCCGGCCAUAAGGCGACGUUGGAAGAAGCUCGGCGCCGAUUUAAGGACCAUGUGGAAGGGAAGCACAUCCUCUCCGCUGAUCUGAGAAGUUCCGUAUAUGUAACAGUUUUGAAGCACGGUGACAGUACAACUUUAGACACUAUGCUAAAGCUCCACAAGCAAGCUGAUAUGCAGGAAGAGAAGAACCGAAUAGAGCGUGUACUUGGUGCCAUAUCUCAGCCAGAAUUAAUACAGAAAGUUCUCACAUUUGCACUUUCAGAAGAGGUACGUCCCCAGGACACAGUAUCUGUCAUUGGCGGAGUGGCUGGAGGCAGUAAGCAGGGCAGAAAAGCUGCCUGGAAGUUCGUCAGAGACAACUGGGAGGAGCUCUAUAAUCGCUACCAGGGGGGCUUCUUAAUAUCCAGGCUAAUAAAGCUAUCGGUGGAUGGGUUUGCAAUUGACAAAAUGGCUGCAGAGGUUAAGGUGUUCUUUGAGAGUCACCCAGCUCCAUCAGCCGAGCGCACUAUCCAACAGUGCUGUGAAAAUAUCCUGUUGAAUGCUGCAUGGCUGAAGCGCGAUGCUGAAAAUGUCCACCAGUACCUCCUGGAGCGUAAGGCCUCACCAACUGCUGUGUGAGCCCACCCUCACCCACCCCGGGCAUCCCAACCGCUGUGGCCCAACUGCCUCGGUGUGAGGAGAAGGAGCUGCUACCCGACAGCUGAAUCAUACGCCAAGGAAAUUGGAGUCUUUUCUCAAACCAAUGGGGAUUGGACAAUGAAUGUAGUUAACUGGUUCCUGCUCACACUCCAGAACUAAAUCCUAUUAAAAAAAAAUUAUCAAUUCAGCAAAAAACAAACAAACCACAACCCUGUAAAUAUAAUAGUAAUAAAAUAGAGCAUAACAAAACUGUGAAACUUCCUUAAGCCUUGUCAGUGGUUAAAAUAUUUAACACACACCCCUUACACUUUAACUGAAGAACGAUUUUUUUAACCAUCCCUCUUCCUUUUUCUAAAAAAGCAAGGAAACCAGAGGUUUCUAGGCGAGUUGAAUUCUGUGGCAAGUUGAGGGCAGGAAUGGGUUAAUGCCUCUGUGCACUGCAGAGAGCACGCUACAAGAUAGCUAUAAAACGUGCGUGUUGUGUGGAAUGGUUCAAUUACGAAAGACAUCUUGGCAUCACCUAGUGUGUAGUGCUGAGUUGGGGUUUUGGGGGAGAUAUCCCGUAAUCUUGGUUCAAAUUUGAAGGCUUGUAAGAAUCCUGCCCUUCCCGAUCCCUUGUCUUGUUAUCUUUCGGGGGAGUGUGGGGGAGAAAUAAAAUGUCCUGUGUCUUUUUCCCCCUCUCUUCCUCCUUUUGGUUUAAUUUGCUGAUGGUCCUUCUUAGAUAUUAAAAAAAUGUAUGGAAACAUCUUUCUCAGCCACAUUAAAAACAAAAAAGAGAAGAAUUCAUGCCACCCUUUUCUCUCUUUCUUUAACAUUUACCCUCCCACUGCAUGCAAAUAAGAUUGAGUACUGUGACUGGAUCCUUCUGUGCCACCUUAAGGGCUGGCCCCCUUUAUGCAUAACACUGUAGUUUGUCUAAAAGAUUCACCUUGUUGAAAAACCAAAACACUGCCCUAAAUUCCUUGUAACUGCAGCUUUUCAUCCCUCCUUCUUUUGGUGGUGUUUGAUGGUAAUUUGAUUCAGAAGCCUUAAACUUGUGCUAGCUGGCAUGAUGAUGAAAUUCUAAGUUGUGUGCCAUCAGUUGCUUACCAGAGUAGCAUGUUCCUGCUAACCAGACUUCAAACCUGACACCACUCCUCCCACAAACGUUUACAGUCCCCCCCCCCUUUUUUAGUACCUUUUAAAAAAGGAAUUCAUACUUGGUGUGGCUUUAACUGUUAUUUUCAGAAGGUCAUCAGAUAAUAGCUGUCAAACUGCUUCCCUGAAACACAUUUUUGUGCUAUUGUUUUAAAAAGAAAACAAAAGGAAAAAUUAAAACAAGUUGGCGUUAAUAAAAAAGAAAGUCAAUGUGAAACUGAA
This is a messenger RNA of Hemicordylus capensis (graceful crag lizard), 5125 nucleotides long. It is a transcript of the gene NPEPPS, whose product is annotated as aminopeptidase puromycin sensitive. The transcript has 25 exons. The coding region runs from base 521 to 3745 and encodes 1074 amino acids. Gene Ontology annotation, biological process: peptide catabolic process; proteolysis. NCBI's taxonomy places the organism in Eukaryota, Metazoa, Chordata, Lepidosauria, Squamata, Cordylidae. Gene Ontology annotation, molecular function: zinc ion binding; peptide binding; metalloaminopeptidase activity. The record is from RefSeq and is a predicted model, not a curated record. Gene Ontology annotation, cellular component: cytoplasm.